This is a messenger RNA of Lepidothrix coronata (blue-crowned manakin), 377 nucleotides long. RefSeq names its product sodium channel subunit beta-1-like. The annotation marks the transcript as partial. NCBI's taxonomy places the organism in Eukaryota, Metazoa, Chordata, Aves, Passeriformes, Pipridae. Gene Ontology annotation, molecular function: sodium channel regulator activity. Gene Ontology annotation, biological process: cardiac muscle cell action potential involved in contraction; regulation of heart rate by cardiac conduction; sodium ion transport. Gene Ontology annotation, cellular component: voltage-gated sodium channel complex. The record is from RefSeq and is a predicted model, not a curated record. The transcript has 2 exons.
GGACUGGUGAGACCCCGGCCGAGGCCGAGAGCGAGUGGUUCUUCAGGCCUGAGGGGGCCCCCCACUUCCAGAAGAUCCUGCACUACAGCCCCGACGAGGGCGAGACGGUUUUCCCGGGCCCCUUCCAGGGCUCCCUGAGCUGGAACGGCUCCCGGAACACGCGGGACCUGCAGGACCUGUCGGUGCUGCUGGAGCCGGUGGGGCGGGAACACGCCGGGAGCUACGUCUGCCGCCUCCGGCGCAACCUCACCUUCGAGGGCUACACCUACAGCCUGGCCAGGAACCAGACCCUGCGCCUGGCCGUGGUGGAGAAAGGUCUGGGAGGGACUGGGAUAAACUGGGAUAAACUGGGAGGGACUGGGAUNUCCGCCAUCUGA